Molecule: messenger RNA, 3139 nt
Organism: Myripristis murdjan (pinecone soldierfish)
Lineage: Eukaryota; Metazoa; Chordata; Actinopteri; Holocentriformes; Holocentridae
Product: protein yippee-like 1
Exons: 5
Coding region: 592-1014 (140 amino acids)
Source: RefSeq, a predicted model, not a curated record
GGCGGCUUAUUCGCUGCUGUGGGACGGAGAGGAUUCAUAUGCAUCGAGUUGGUAAACAGGUUCAAGUGUUGAUUUGAGUGUGUUCUCGCUGCACCAUGCACCCUCUCUAACACACUCCUCACCGAUGGGACUGAGGCCAGCCGCUUGGACGGUGCGGACACAUCAGCAGCAGCUCAUGCAUCACAUUUUAUGAUCCCCGCGCUUGUGGCAUAGAUGCGGUCCGGCUGAAGAGCAGGCAGGCAGGCUGUCUUUACCAGAGACUUGAUGGGACUCGAGUCGACCCGGGCAGGCUCCGCCGAGUGAAGUGGCCUCCUUAUGGGACGGUGACGGUGUUUAUUCCCAGUGACGGACCAGGCAGGCGGGCGGCUCUCAGCCCUGCUGUCUUCACCUUCUCCAAGGGGGGAAACGGCAAAGUGUUUCGGGGUUUGAUUUUCUCCUGUGGUGUCUGUGUGGAGCGUGCCACACACCCACUCCACAACAACGACGGCUUUUGCUUGCAUCUUCCAGUGUUUCUUCUGUCAGCAAGUCCAGCAGAGCUGCAACUCUUCCAGUGCCAGCCCUGACACCAGCGAGGAGCCCUGCCCCAUUGACAUGGUGAAGAUGACCAAGUCAAAGACCUUCCAGGCUUACCUGCCUACCUGCCACCGCACCUACAGCUGCAUCCACUGCCGGGCACAUCUGGCCAAUCACGAUGAGCUCAUCUCAAAGUCAUUUCAAGGAAGUCAAGGAAGAGCCUAUCUCUUUAACUCAGUGGUGAACGUCGGCUGCGGGCCAGCUGAGGAGCGGGUACUCCUUACAGGUUUACAUGCUGUGGCUGAUAUCUACUGUGAAAACUGCAAAACCACCCUUGGCUGGAAAUAUGAGCACGCGUUUGAGAGCAGUCAAAAGUACAAAGAGGGGAAGUUCAUCAUCGAGCUGGCGCACAUGAUCAAGGACAACGGAUGGGAUGUACGCCCGCCGCCCGAUGCCCGCCGCCGCCGCGCUGCCGUCGUCGCCCGCGCUCCCCUUUUCUGACCUUUUGAAUGCUCUGUAUUGAACUGCGUGGAGCAACAACCAUCGACCACCGUGCCCGACCCCCUCCCCCUCCCCCCCCCCCCCCUCCCCCUCCUCCUCCCACCUCCUUUUUCGCCUCUUUUCACGUGCACACACCCCACCUGCUCAUCGUGAAAACCGAAAAAGAACAAUGACGUGAGAGACGAUGAUGAAGAGGAGGGAAAAAAGAGAGAGAGAGAGAGAAAAAAAAAAAAAACUUGGUCACAGGAAUCCUCUCGUUACUUUGAAGAUUGUGUGUGAUUCUCCUUCGCGGCUCCGGAGCUCGGGGUUUGACUUUGGCUCCGCCCCCCUCCGCCCUCCCCCCUCCUCCCCCUCCCCCUUCCCAGAUACAACCGCUUACAAGUGAUUGUGGUGAUUUGGCGACCACUAUGCGACAGGAGAUAGACUUCACUCAGAGGACAUUUCUUUUCUUUUUCUUUUCUUUCUUUCUUUCUCGCCCCCCCCACACACACAGUGAGACGAAGGAGGAGGACGACGACAUCGGGUUGUUGUUGUUUUUUUUUAUUUAAUUUUAUUUUUAAAUGUCGUUUUCUAUAGUUUUAACUAAUGGGUUUGGCAUGGUUUUUGGUGUGAUGGCAGAUGGAUGUUACUGGUUAGCAUUUCUUUCCCUGUCCGUCUCGUUCUGAUUUCGGUCCGUCUCUCCGCCCGCAGCCGAGCGUUGCGUUCUCCUCUGCGAGUGUCCAAAUGGGAAUCAGGGACGGGCGAGGGCGUGGAGGCAGCGGGGGUUUCUGUAGUUACACAUAUGUAGCAGCAUCUUGCUUUUAAAAAAAAAACAAACAAAAAACAAAACACAGCGGCGAAGGACGGGAUCGCGGUAGUGUGGGAUUUUAUACCCGUUAUGUUUUCCGUUUUUAUCUUUUUAUUCUUUCUUUCUUUCUUUCUUGUGAUUUUCUUCAUCCCCCUCCCCUCCUUCUGGUACUGUUCAGCACCCGAAAAGCAUUGAAAGCAGCACCUAGUAUUCGUUUGACAUAAAUGGAUAUAUACAUAUACAUAUAAAUAUAUAUAAAUAUAUAAAUAGAUAUAUAUAGAUAUAUAAAUACUUGUAGUGUUUGGCUAAAUGCGAUUGUGGCUGGUCCCAUUUUGCAGAAGUACCACAAGAAAGACUCUAGACAGGGGAACCGAACAUCAGCGUCCACAUGUCAUAAAACAUUAUGGCCGACUGUUUUUACUCCAUUGUCUAGCGAUGAAAUCUGAUGAGACACAACUGCAUACGAAUAUAUUUAUUCUAUAACUACAUAUCCAUAAAUACUAUGGAGAUUAUUCAUAGUACGUAGAUAUCGGAUCAUGGAUUUAUACAGAUUGAUAUUUGCUCUCAUGCGCACGUGUGUGUAUAUGCAUAUGGUGUAUGUGUGUAUACGCAGUGUGUGCGUGUGUGUUUACGCAUUACACAGUGGCAUACUUGAACGAAGCGACUUGGUUUGCACUUUGCAGAGGCCUCUGGUUCAUGAGCUUAGAGGCAAACGUUUGUCCAGUUCCAUGGCCUUUUCACAGACGAGCGACAGAUUGUUGAAGACACUUUGAAUGAAAGCGGGAGCCCGAAGGUCACAGGUGUGACUUUUUUUAAGGAUCGGGCUAAAUGAAAUGUUUUUUUUUUUUUUUAAGCCUUCACCGGCCACAUCGGCAGCCCUUACCGAAAAGCGACUUCGUUGAAAUUACACAGACAGCUUUGCUCCGCUGCUCGGCUCCCACUUUUUUUUUUUUUUUUAAUUCAGCAAAACACCGCUUUGCAGAGUCAAACAUAAUUUGCGAUACUUUCUGCUGCUAAUCCUUGAAAACAUCAUUCGGUCCUGAUGAUUUUUCUUUUUUUUUUUUUGUUGGUGUUUUGGCACUUUAUGCUCAUCUGGCUUACCGCGGCGUCUGAAUCGUCACUUUCUUUGUCGGACGGCGUCUUUUUCCAUUUGCCUCUAAGCGGUAUGAAUCAUGCGCCUCUUCAAAAAAAAAAAAAAAAAAAAGAAAAAAAGAAGAAAAAAAACAAAGGAGAAGAGAAUCGCCUCCCCUUUUUUUCCGUUGUGCAGCGCAUAACUCCGAAACCUACGUGUGAACCGACGUGUCUUCCCCUUCUGGUUCAAAGCGGCCCUCAGAAAAA